CCUCCCUCCCUCUCCGUCCCUCCUCCUCUCUCUCCGUGCAGAGCAGAAAUGCAGCAGAGCUUGAUCUGACUCGUCCUCCCUGCUGGAAGUGUCUCUUGCUCCUCGGAACUUGUCUAGGUGCCUAUUACGCACGCUGCGAUAUGGCCGUUUCUCUUUCUCUCCAGAGUCUGGGGCUCAUCAUGCUCGCAGCGAUCCUCCUGCAGACCAUCGCGGUUGCCGUCAGCUUUGUGUAUUUCAACAAGGUCCUGAGCACGAUGCAGGAGAGUUUCUCCCGCAGCAGCGUGUCCUGUCUGAUAAACGUAAAUCUGCGCUCCGAGGAUGAAGAUUCAGCGGAGGAAAAGAAGAGCGAUCCCUGCUGGCAAGUUACGCAACAGCUCCACUACCACAUAGAGAAGACGAUGGCUGACAGAUUCCAGAAGGAGAUAUCCACUGCUAUGAGAAAUAAGAUGACAGGAGUGCUGCCUUUCCUGAGUCCUGGGGUCCGAGGGGUCCCUCUUCCUAAAGUUGCCGCCCAUGUGACCGGCGUCGUUUCGUCCACAGAGCCUCCGACAGCGGACGGCCCGCAGAGCAGCAGGGGCUACCUGGGGGAGCGAAUCCGAGUGUGGGAGGGCCAGAGAGGUCUGUCCUUCCUGCAGAACAUGGAGCUGAGGGGAGGAGAGCUGCUGGUGCCCCGAGCAGGCCUCUACUACAUCUACGGCCAGACCUACUUCAGACUGCCCUCCACGGGGGAGACGGAGGCGGAGGAAGAAGAAGCACAGCUUGUCCAGUAUAUCUACAAGAAGAUGAGUUCCUACACGGUGCCCAUCUUGCUGAUGAAAUCUUCCCGGAGUGCCUGCUGGCCUCGGGGUCAGGAGCCGGGUCUCUUCUCCCUCCAUCAGGCCGGUACUGCCUUUCUGCAGCCCGCCGACCGCCUCUUCAUCACCGUCAGCAAUGCCAGCGCCAUGGAGAUGGACGGGAGGGCAAGCUACUUUGGGGCCUUUCUCGUGGGCUAAAGUGAGAAAACCUUCCCGGGUAGAAAAGUCCGGGACUGGGAUGACUUCAUAUAGACAUCAACAGAAGUGACUCAAAUGUUGGCUUGAUCAUUUGAGCAGCUGUCUGGUACAGGAUUGGAGAAGAAGAAUGGACUGGUGCAAAGGACUUCUUCGGGGAGCGUAAGAAUAUGAUGAAGCGGAGCUGCAGAAGAAGAGAAGCUGGAAGAAGUGUAUUUACUCCAGCUGACACGGGAGUUCAAUUCAGUUUUUUUCAAGGCUAGUACACAGAAAGCACCGCAUGACAGAGCAAACAUGGAUUACAUGCUGCAUUCACAGUACUGGGCGUUUGGUCAAGUACAAUAGAUGCAGAUUAAAUGUUGUACUCAUGUGUGAAUGACUUCUAUUGAGAAUAGAUUGAGUUGUCAUCCACAAGAAAUGACAGUGCUGCUGGACACAGGACACUUCUUUUUAUGAAAAACAAGUAUCAAAAAAUGCCACAAGAUUUUAAAUGUUCAGUAUUAUAAGUGAAGCUUCCUUUUGGCUUACAGUGCUUUUGAAUUUCCUUUGUGCAAUGUCUUGAAGGAAUGUGUGCAUGACAGAUCACGAUGCAGCCUCACAGAGAAGCACUGACUCAGUAUAAAGUGUUUUGUGACACAUUCACACUUCUAUAUCCAA
Messenger RNA from Anarrhichthys ocellatus (wolf-eel), 1646 nucleotides. Its product is annotated as tumor necrosis factor ligand superfamily member 10. The coding region runs from base 141 to 992 and encodes 283 amino acids. Lineage: Eukaryota; Metazoa; Chordata; Actinopteri; Perciformes; Anarhichadidae. Gene Ontology annotation, molecular function: tumor necrosis factor receptor binding. The transcript is spliced from 6 exons. The record is from RefSeq and is a predicted model, not a curated record. Gene Ontology annotation, biological process: immune response. Gene Ontology annotation, cellular component: membrane.